Molecule: messenger RNA, 1635 nt
Organism: Closterium sp. Yama58-4
Lineage: Eukaryota; Viridiplantae; Streptophyta; Zygnematophyceae; Desmidiales; Closteriaceae
Source: the annotation of a GenBank genome assembly
AUGCUGCGCUCCGCGAGGCGGUCGCCUCAUUCGUCUCUCAUUCGUCGCAUUCGUCUCUCAUUCGUCUCAUUCGUCUCUCAUUCGUCUCAUUCGUCUCUCAUUCGUCGCAUUCGUCUCUUGUUCGUCGCAUUCGUCUCUCAUUCGUCUCAUUCAUCUCAUUCGUCUCUCAUUCGUCUCAUUCGUCUCUUAUUCGUCACUCAUUCGUCUCAUUCGUCUCUCAUUCGUCUCAUUCGUCUCUUAUUCGUCUCAUUCAUCUCUCAUUCGUCUCAUUCGUCUCUUAUCCGUCACUCAUUCGUCUCAUUCGUCAUGGAGCGUCUCUUUCGUCGGCAGCGAACUCUCCCAUUCGUCGAGCAGGCCAAAUUGCCACCGUUGAAUGGGCGUGUCGCCAUGAAUGCGGGGAGCCCGUCGUCCAUCCCCAUUCCCGGACCCCUCAUUUCCCCUCUCUCUUCCCUCAUUUCCCCCACUUCUCCCUCACAUUUCCCCCCUACUCCUCCUCAUAUCCCCCCCAUCUCCCUCUCAUUUCCCCCACUACUCCUCCUCAUUUCCCCCCCUUCUCCCUCACAUUUCCCCCACUACUCCUCAUUUCCCCCGUUCUCUCCCUCUCAUUUUCCCCCUUUCCUCCUCUCAUCCCCCCCCCCUGCUCCCUCGAUACUUUUCCCACUGCUCCUCCACACUUCCCCCUACUACUCCCUCUCAUUUCCCCCCUUUAUCCAUUUCAUCCCCACCCCUUCUCCCCCCCAUUGGCCCCCCUUCUUCCUCUCAUCUCCUCCCUUGCUCAAUUUCCCCCACUGCUCCCCCUCACUUCUCCCUCUUCUCCCUCUCAUUUCCUUUACUGCUCUCCCUCAUUACCGCCGGCUCUCCCCCACUUCUCCCCCCCAGUUCUGCCGGCUUCUCGUGUCACUAGCUGAACGCUCCCUGGGUCCACGACUUCGCGACAAUAUCCACGAUCCCAACCCCUAUUCUACAGUACUUCUUAUGACGCGUCCACACCUCACAAGCGAGAAACUGGAAGUAUUGUCUAUCCCAAUACAUUCUGUGACAUUUCCCUCUCUGCAUCCCCUCGUUCCCCCUUCUCCUUCCCCUUAUUGUCCCCUCUGCUUCCCCUCGUUCCCCCUUCUCCUUCCCCUUAUUGCCCCCUCUGCUUCCCCUCGUUUCCACACUCCAAACCCUUAUUACCCCCUCUGCUCCCCCGCGUUCCCCCCUCUCCUUCCCCUUAUUUACCCCUCUGCUCCUCCUUGUUCCCCCCUCUCUUUCCCCUUAUUUCCCCCUCUGCUUCCACUCGUUCCCAACUCUCCUUCCCCUUAUGUCUCCCUCUGCUUCCCUCUUCUCUUCCCCCUCCUCCUUCCCCUUAUUUCCCCCUCUGCUUCCCCACGUUCCCCCCUCUCCUUCCCCUUAUUUCCCCCUCUGGUUCCCCUCGUUCCCCCCUCUCCUUCCCCUUUUGUCCCCCUCUACUUCCCCUCGUUCUCCCCUCUCCUUCCCCUUAUUUCCCCCUCUGAGUCCCCUCCUUACCCCAAAUGCUUCUACGCAUAUCCGCCCUCUAUCGACCCCUUUUUAUCAUCUCCCCUCCCUUCCACCACCUCACCGCAGCCUAAGGCACUUACACCCACAAAAGGAGCAAUUUUUACACAAGGUUAG